AAAUUAACAAACAAAUCCUGUUUCAUUUUGGUAAUUCUUAAAAACGAGUUUAUUAACUCUGCGACCUACAGAAAGCACAGCGAUGCCGAGCAAAAAUCGCGAAUUUACAGUAAUUUUAGUUUUAUGUUUUGCCUAUUUAACAAAGACUGAAAAACCAUGUGCAUCAUUCAAUAAUAUUAAAGUUUCUGUGGUGCAAUUAAAAGGUGAGCCAUUCGAAGCAACUAUAUACGGUUGUGUGCAAAGGCCUAAUUUUCGUGAUGAAGUUAUCGUGUCAGAAAUUUUAGUGAGCGAGCAAAAUGUGCCCAGGUUAGGAAGAGAUGCCAUCAGGCAUAUGCCUAGAUUAACAAGCCUUGUUUUUGAAAAUUGUGGCAUUAAUAAUAUAAUGCCAGGAUCUAUGAGGAAUCUACCAAAACUAAGGUAUUUUGAAGUUAAUAAAAGUGGUCUAGCGAGGAUUUUAUACGGGACAUUCCAAGAACUUUUCACAUUGGAGACCAUCAAAAUACAUAACACGGAUUUAAAUGAAAUUGACACAGACGCUUUUGGAUUUUUGCCUAACUUAAAAGAGACGGACCUAAGCAACAAUCAGCUAAACUACUUCGACAGAACAUGGUUCACAAACAGCACUAACUUGGAAAUCCUGAACCUUCAACACAAUAAAAUUAGAACCAUAGAAAGAAAAUCCUUCAAGCCAUAUCAUAGACUCCGUGAGAUACAACUAGAUCACAACGAUAUUACCUUACUGGAAACAAAUUCCUUUAAAGGUUUACGACACCUGGAACAUUUAAGUCUAACAUACAACAAACUAAAAUCUAUCGAUUCCGAUAUUUUCCCAAAUUCAAUUAAAAUAACCCGUCUGAAUAUAGCCGCAAAUCACCUCACAUAUCUACCAACUCAACUGAUGGAUAAGUUGAUAGUAAGAAAAGUAAUGUUGGAUGGAAAUCCCUGGGAGUGCCAGUGCUUACACAAAGUGACGAAUUGGUUGUACAGCUCGGGAGCGAAUUUGGAAAAACCGAGUAAUUGUGGAGAUAUCCCCGUUUGUUACUCGAGCACAGUUAACGAAAAAAGUUGCAUGGAAGUUGAUGAUGAUGAAGUUAGAGUGAAGUAUUUUGAAGCCCUCAGGCGUUUAGGAGAUAAAGUUCAUAAACAUUGUGCUAGACUAAACUAACCAAGUUGUUUUUAAAAAUUAAUUAAAAAUAAUAAUAAAAGAUUGACAGACAUUAUGAUUAAGUAAUUAUUAUAAUCAUUACCAUUAAAAAACAAUUCAAUUAUAUUUUUAAUUAAGUAACAGCUUAUAAAUAA
Molecule: messenger RNA, 1299 nt
Organism: Brassicogethes aeneus
Lineage: Eukaryota; Metazoa; Arthropoda; Insecta; Coleoptera; Nitidulidae
Source: the annotation of a GenBank genome assembly